This is a messenger RNA of Colletotrichum orchidophilum, 1947 nucleotides long. RefSeq names its product protein phosphatase 2C. Lineage: Eukaryota; Fungi; Ascomycota; Sordariomycetes; Glomerellales; Glomerellaceae. Gene Ontology annotation, biological process: protein dephosphorylation. Bases 1 to 1947 code for a protein of 648 amino acids. Gene Ontology annotation, molecular function: protein serine/threonine phosphatase activity; cation binding. The record is from RefSeq and is a predicted model, not a curated record. The transcript has a single exon.
AUGCCAGCUUUAACACGCUGUCUCGCAACGCGACGAAUAGCGCCGUAUCAUGGGACCACGCGGAUCCUCGCAUCAACAGCUGUGCGAUGGGUACACUCGUCCUUGAACAACAGCAUCGGCAUCCCCAUCGACAAGUCCACCUCUUCUGCACUCCCUCGGCAACCGCCGCGAAGAUGCCACACCACACUAGAGCCAACCCCUCGAUGGCUUCCGACUUGGCCUCAUACUUCACUCGGUCGCGAACGACGAUGCUUAUUCAAGAACGGCAAGACACUAAGCUCGAGAAACCGGCGGCUAUUCCACAACUACUUCGUCACCCACCUGCCAUCCUCUUCCCUACACCCUGACUCCCGAACGUCAUCAGGGCCCGGGCACAAGCUUCCCCGCGAUGCUUCGACUCCCCACAAAGUGACGCCGGGAUCUUCUCCAGUCGCCGCAGCCCUCAACAUGCCUAGCCGGGAUCUCACCGUGGUACGGAUCCCGCUCAAGAGAGCGAAACACCACUUCGGUGUCUUCUCCUCAAGGGGCCAGCGUUCGUACAAUGAGGAUACAAACCAAGCCGGCACAAUUAGCAUGCCAGCGUUUGCUAAAAGAGCCCCUAUUAGUCUUCAGAGGCGGCCGAUUCAAAAACCAAACGAGGCUACGUCUGCUGACAGCGCACUUGGUGACCCACAGGUCUUCUACUUUGGUAUAUUCGACGGACAUGGCGGAUCUCAGUGCGCCGAGUUCUUGCGCGAUGAGCUGCACGGCUACAUUGAACAGUCCUCUGCAGAAUUUGGACUCCAGAGCAGCCUGGCAAGGAGUCAGGCACCAGAGACGGGUCGCAAGGAAGAAGACCCUAACGAGGAGCUGUUUAUGAAGACCGAAGAAGAUAUCAAGGACGAUAUACGUGUUCCCGAGCAAGAUAAGCAUGGUGUCCUGACAAAUCCCGAAAGGGAGGAGCCCAUGAAAGGGGCCGAGCCAGUCUCGGCCAAGGUGGAAGAUAUUCCGAAAGCUAUCAAGUUGGCGCAGGCCCUCGUGGAAGAGUAUCGGCAGACUGUCGGAGGAUACUUCAGGCGCUUUAACCCCGAGUACUUCCAACUGUCUGAAGGGGAGAUGGAUGGCAUCGAUGAGCCCAGAGUUACAGUCGAGUCCGUCCUCAUGUACGCUUUUCUUAGGGCAGACUUGGAUUUCAUCUCAGCGCAGGCCCGAAAACCCGAUCCCGAUGAUCCUCAGGCAAAUGACCGCCCCGUCAACAAUGAUGAGAUUCUCGGAGUUCCACACAAACCACCAUCAGGCCAUGGCAUUGGUGGUCCGGCGCGCUUCAAGGGCGGAUCGACAGCAUCAGUGGCUCUCAUCUCGACACCUACGCCAGCACCAUUCUGGCACCCCAAUGCCCAGUCUACCCUGAUUGUCGCUCAUGUGGGCGACACCCGUAUACUUCUCUGCACAACCACUACCGGUCUCGCGCAGCCCCUGACGUCAGACCAUCACCCGACGACGCCCACCGAGAGCCGUCGUCUACGCCGCUAUGCGCCGGCCGGGUCCAUGGUCUCCGCAGAUAGCUUCGGGGAGGAUCGAAUCGCAGGUCUGGCCAAUAGUCGCGCAUUCGGCGACAUGCGAAGCAAACGUAUUGGCGUAUCAGCCGAACCAGAAAUCACCCGCGUCGAAAUUGGCCCCGCGCAGUAUUCGUUCCUAGUCCUCAUGAGCGACGGCAUCUCGGGCACGCUCAGCGACCAGGAGAUUGUCGACGUCAUCAAGGAGGCCAGGACGCCCGAAGAGGGCGCCAAGGACGUGGUCAACUAUGCCACCGAGGUUUCCCACGACGGCGACAACGCCACCUGCCUGGUCGUCAGACUCGGCGGGUGGGAGCGUAGGUCGGAGGGCGGAGUCGGCAGUCUCGGCACCAAGGAGAUCCGCGACAAGAGGAGGGCGGAGGCGUUGGAUCCCCGACGCGGCAAGCAGUGA